This is a messenger RNA of Kwoniella botswanensis, 591 nucleotides long. RefSeq lists its product as uncharacterized. Gene Ontology annotation, molecular function: zinc ion binding; DNA-binding transcription factor activity, RNA polymerase II-specific. The record is from RefSeq and is a predicted model, not a curated record. Lineage: Eukaryota; Fungi; Basidiomycota; Tremellomycetes; Tremellales; Cryptococcaceae. The transcript has 2 exons. Bases 1 to 591 code for a protein of 196 amino acids. Gene Ontology annotation, biological process: regulation of DNA-templated transcription.
AUGUCAAGCACUUCCAGAUCAACGCAAACAAGACAAAGAAGAAAGGUCAGUUGUGCUUCAUGCAGACAGAAGAAAAUCAAAUGUAACCGAGAUGAGACUUCGAGACCGGGAAGCACCUCCUAUAACGAUACACUCCGGGACGUUCCCCGUGGGAUGUUCAAUCAAUUAGUGUGCAAUGCACAAGGGGCCCAUGAUGCUAAUUCUGCACAAAUGGCGUGUGAUGAUGCCCAUGGAGCCAAUAUGAGCAGUACUCCCUCUUCUUAUCUAGAUGAGUACUUGUACCCGAAUCAGUCUCGAGUUCCAGCAUCUUGGCAUCAAGCAGUUCAUGAAGCAACAUUCUCGAUCGACCAGCCCCCACCAGAUCCACAGAAUUCCAACCAGAAUGGUUUGAUCGGUACCGACUUCUCGACGUUCUACCAAUAUACUAAUGAUGAGCUGCAUGUAUCAUCUACUCAUUGUCCCAACUCCGCUCAGCCGUCUAUCAGCAAUGACCCAGCCAUCAUUCAAGCCUAUCUCCAGCACGUAACUAGGGCAAGACGCCAAUUCAUAGAGCAAUGUGGACUCUCGGAACAGGGUUCGAGUGAGCCUUAG